AUCAUGUGGCUCCAAGUUCUUAUGGGACAAGAUUAAAGGAAUAUCAUUAUAGAACACUUUUUCUUUCCGGUGCAAGUAGGAAAAUAUUAGAAGAGAAGGAGAAUAGAAUUGCUUAGAAAAUGGGAGGCUUAUCAUUGUGGUUCACUGGUGUAGAAACUAUGGCAGAUUUGAAGGAGGUUGUAAACAGCGUGUUACUUCCAUUGCAACUUAGCCUUGGACUUCUUCUCAUCAUGAAGACGACGCCUCUUUGGGCGGUCAUACAUUGCACCCUUGCCUACUUGCUCCACUGCUUCUGUUUCCCUUACACAGAUUACAAACAGCUUGGGGAAUUCGAAGGCCGAGUCUUCAAAAAAGUGAUCUCUCAUGCCACCACAGCGGGAGAUGUGUCGAAGCUGAGAAAUCAGAAGGAUGCUCAGGAAUCUAAGAAAGAAGGGAAAUCUCAAAUUGAUGAGACAGUCUCACUGGUCUACCUGGGCAAGAAGUUUGUACUGAAGCGAAUGGAAGGCAACAAGAUGUUAAUGAAGGAUGGGCCUGCAUAUUGCAUCACAGAUAAAAUGUGGGAAACUAUCAAGUACAUUGAGAAAAUGGCUUCAAAGACAGUUUUUGUGAAAAACCAUAAAGAAAUAUGGGAAGAAGUGGUCACAGGCGAUAUUAUGAAGUUUGAAGAAGUGCUCAUUUCAGUGAUACUGGAUAACCGCUCGAUUAUUCGUCUGGACCACGAUUACUUCCUGCCUGUCAACUUAUUGUUGUCGGAGGAUAAGUUGAUGACGAUUUUAAACUUCGUGGGUCUGUUCCUGAAGACUCAAAAGCAUAUUCAUUGGCUCAUUCCUGCAUUGCUGACCUUUACAGUGGUGGUUAUGGGGUUCAGCACAAAAGUGAGGCUGUAUAUCGAUGGCUUUAUCAAUACAUUCUUGUGCAGAUCAGUGCAGUUGCUGUGUGACCCUCUGCCUUUGGCAAUGAGGAGGCGGGCGUAUUGCUGGGGGAACUGGGUGGAGAAUUUGAAGCCUAGUAACGACUUGCAAUCAAAGAUUGUGAGUGGUAAAAUAUGCGUGCUCUUAGUUGCAGGUGCAAAAGCUGACUCUGAAUCCUUGGCUCACUGUGAAUCCUUAGCUGGCAGGGACCGAAUACGUGUGCUUGUUGGUGGAGAUGCAAAAGCCCACCUUGGAAACUCAACUGAGUGUGAAUCCUCGGCUGACCUUGUAAUCAUGGCUGACCAGAGUUGUAUACGUGCUCUUCUUCCUGGAGGAGGGAGGACGAUAUAAAGCUCUUCACAUUCGCGUCUAUUUGUGGAAAGGAGGAGCAUAAUAAGUCGUUAAUAGCCAAUCAUUUCGAUACUACAUCUGUUGAUGUUGAGUACUGUAGCAGCAAGGAGGCCAUAAAGCUCUUCAAGUUUGCUUGUUACAUGGCAAAGUACAAAUCAGGUUCACUGAAAUCAUAUGACCGUAAUACUAAUACGGUGCAUGUCCGCCGGUUCGUGGAGUCCAUCAAGGCCUAUGUGAGGAGCAGGUAUCCACCUCUGUACAAAUUGGAUCUGGAGGAUGUAGUUGUCCGCUGAUAUUCUUCUGCUCCACUAGAGGAUGUCUUAUGUCUAUUCUCUUGUAAGCACUCAUAACUCCCCAGUAUGCUUCCUUUUAACACCUAAAUGAUUGUGUAUUAGAUUGCUAGGCAGAACAAGGUAAUGCCAAACAAAAGUUAAAGUAAAAGCUGAACUGAUAGUCCAAUCUAAGAAUACUAUUACAAUGAGAUCUUCCUUUAUGAAAAGGAUAGACACAAUGUAAUAAAUUAGUUUGUAGUGUGGUUGGUUGGGAAGUUUUUUUUCUUAAGUUAGUUUUUUUUUACGUUUUGCACAAGAAAAAUGAGGCUUUAAAAAGUCAUUGUAUUGUAUUAAUAAUUUAUUUUAAUAUUAUAUUAAAUAUUAUUUUUAUUUA
This is a messenger RNA of Cryptomeria japonica (Japanese cedar), 1928 nucleotides long. RefSeq lists its product as uncharacterized. The record is from RefSeq and is a predicted model, not a curated record. The transcript has 2 exons. The coding region runs from base 120 to 1262 and encodes 380 amino acids. NCBI's taxonomy places the organism in Eukaryota, Viridiplantae, Streptophyta, Pinopsida, Cupressales, Cupressaceae.